Messenger RNA from Anastrepha ludens (Mexican fruit fly), 2067 nucleotides. RefSeq names its product peroxisomal biogenesis factor 3 (gene Pex3). NCBI's taxonomy places the organism in Eukaryota, Metazoa, Arthropoda, Insecta, Diptera, Tephritidae. Gene Ontology annotation, molecular function: protein-macromolecule adaptor activity. The transcript is spliced from 2 exons. The record is from RefSeq and is a predicted model, not a curated record. Gene Ontology annotation, cellular component: peroxisomal membrane. Bases 453 to 1583 code for a protein of 376 amino acids. Gene Ontology annotation, biological process: protein import into peroxisome membrane.
GUCAUAGUUUUUUUUACACCUGUGACUUUUUUUGAAGGCAUCACUUCUCUGUGAAACUUAUUGAAUAAAUACAAAGCGGACUUCGCUCUUAAAUGUCGCUGAAUAUAUUUUACAGUUGCAAAGCAAAUAUUUGAGUUUAGGGAUUGACUUAUUAUUAAAAUUAAGUGAAGAAUCAUAAAAUAACUAACAAAACGAGGUGAUGCCAGUAUAAUAUUUGCACAUACAUAUACGCAUGAUAUCGCUUCUAGUAAUUGAAUAAAUCACUGUAAAUCAAUAUUCUAUAUGAAUAAUUAAACAUUUUUAUUAAUGAGGAGAUAAACGUGUGGGCAGUACAGCGAAGAGGUAACAAAACAAUUGUAAACUUUUCAACUCGACAAAACCUAAAACUUUCAAACAAUUGACGCUUUUCCCACACCACUUCAACAAGUUAGAAGUGACUGCAAUAACUGAAUAUGUUCGCUCGCCUGCGUGACUUCUUUAGGAGCCAUCGUCGAAAAUUCAUAGUAACAGGGGUUGUAAUUGGAGGCACUUUCAUAGCAAUCAAAUAUGCUCAGCGUAAACUUAUUGAAUUCCAGGAGCGGCAAGCACGCGAGUUUUUUGAAAAGACUCGGCGUUUGCAGCAUUUCGAAUCGACAGAACGCACCUGUAAUAAAGUAAUCAUUGGAAUGGGCGCCGAGCUAUAUGCAGCCAUAAUACGCGAGUGCAGCACCGAUGUUCUGCUCGAAAAACUCCGUCAAAAUCCUCCCAAUAAACUGGAAUUGUGGGAAGAAAUGAAGAUUGUUGCAUUCACGCGCCUCACGACAUUCAUUUAUGCCUCUUCAAUGCUAGUCAUUGCAUUGCGUGUGCAACUAAAUCUGCUCGGCGGCUAUUUGUACCGAGAUAUCACAACGGAAAAGAAACAAAUUUCCGAAGGACUAAAGGAACAUUACCUCUCACUUAUACGACAUUUUAUCCAUGAAGGUGGCUUAAGUGAGCUGGUACGCGUUAUACGUUCAAAAGUGCUUAUCAUAAUGAAACCAUUGGAAUUGACAAAACGUUUCUGCCUAGCAGAUAUCGAACAACUCUUCUGGACGUUACAAAUGGCCAUCAACAGUGAUGUGGGUGAUCCAAAUGCUAAAAUGGCUACAUACUUGAUGCCACCACAAGUGCCAGAAUACAACACAGUUGGCCCGCUAUUAGAGAAGAUGUAUAGUGAAACACUAGAUCUGCUAGAAAGCGAUGAUGCCUCAUCGGUAUGUUCAAAUAAUAUCUGCCGCGGAUUUUCCUUAGCAGUAGAUGCUAUUGCGGAGAGUCUAGGAGAAACAUUAGCUCUGACACAACAACAUGCAUCAAGUACAAAAAUCACACAAAAAUAUGAAGGUGGCGAUGAUGCAGCAGGAAAAACCCAUAGUAUACUCAAUAUAAAUGGCGUAGAAAUGGCAUUGGCCAAAAUUAUACCGAUUGUAAGCGGUUUAACUUCGAAAGGAUUCGAUGAGUCGACGCGACCACAAAAUUUGGCCACAUCGCUAAUCACAUUCUUUGUAGUCGAUGAGAAAAGCAAAGUAUUCGGUGCGAAUGUGUAUGAAACAUUUACCUCCUCAUAAAAAUUAAAAAAACAAAAUAUUUUAUUAUUCUGCAAAGGCCUUUAAAUAAUAUAAGUGUACGCAUUGCUGCUUAUUGAUUUCUUCAUAUUCUUUGCAUAUGUAAACUUCCUUUUUGACUGUAUGUACAUAGAUAUGUAGAUUUCAGCUCGAGAAACCACAAUAAAAAAGGUAGCAGACAGUUGGUGAGUCACAGGAUGGGCUCUAAAAUAUAUAACAACUAUUUGCUAUUUGUCAUAUAAGUAAAUAAUGCUACAAUCAGAAAAGCGCUCUCAGAUUUCAUACGAAAAAAGAACAAAAAAGCAUUUCAUUCCAAUAUACCUAACAAAAAUGUGUGUGUCAAUUAUAAUAUGUUUUGCUGAAAUUUAUUUAUUAAUUUUUAUGUGGUUACGAGAACGAUAGUAAUUAUUUGAACGUGUUUAUAAAUUUAAAAUACAUAUAAAAAUCAAACUAUUGGACCAAUAUGAAAUUGAAAAUAGUAACUAUA